This is a messenger RNA of Megalobrama amblycephala (Wuchang bream), 12068 nucleotides long. It is a transcript of the gene znf462, whose product is annotated as zinc finger protein 462. Gene Ontology annotation, cellular component: nucleus. The transcript has 13 exons. NCBI's taxonomy places the organism in Eukaryota, Metazoa, Chordata, Actinopteri, Cypriniformes, Xenocyprididae. The record is from RefSeq and is a predicted model, not a curated record. Bases 2529 to 10103 code for a protein of 2524 amino acids. Gene Ontology annotation, biological process: regulation of gene expression.
UGAGUAAAUUAUAAGGAAAAGAUUAUUUAAAAGUGGUCUAAUCCUUUAAUGCUGUUUCUCAGUCUAUUGCAAAGUCUUCAUAAAAACAUUUUAGUGAAUUGCGUAAAUGUGUCAUUUAAAUUUGCCUAUUUUGCAUGCAUCAUAUCUGCCAUUCUUAAAGUAUAUGUGCAACAGAUGAUUCAGUGACUCUUUCUGCAGGUUACAAUGUUAUGCCAGUAGGUGGCAGCAGGUGACUGUCACGCAGUGACUCACUGAAUCAUCCAGUCACUUCGAUUCGUUUCGAAAACACCGAUACAUUUAGGAAUUAAGCAACUGAGUGUCUUUGAGUCAUUGAAUCAUUCAUUGAGUCAAUUUGUUCAAAAAGACUAAUUCAUUGAGAAACUAAACAAGUGGCUGUCAAUAGUUUUGUUUGCAGACUGAUCGGCGUAUGACAUCAAAGUACCACGAGAGCAUUUGGAGAGCAUACGAUUCCUUAUGUUUUUGAAUCGAACAAGCCUAUUAUCUGUGAGUCAUUGAAUCACUCAUUCAAAUGAUUUGCGUGGGAAGGAAACAAAUGACUGAUUCAUUGAAUCAUUCAAACUAAUUGUUCAACACUGAGUCUAUAUAGUAGAUGAAAAACAGUAUAUGAUGCAAGAAGUAUGUCUGAAAAAAGUCCUCGUAUGGCCUACUUCUUCCGGCGAGAUUCUGAAGUGUGCCUACGAAGGACACUUUACUGUCCCAUGAGGCCACGAGAGAGGAUUUAUGAAUGACAGUGAAGCGACGCAACUGACGCCAUUGGUCACAUGAUAAUGACAUGGUGAAUGUAGUACAUCUGGAUUACAUUAUAGAACAUACUUUUUUAGUGGUCAUGAAGUAAUUACUUAUUCAAAAUAUGUACCUACCUGAGAGUAUGCCAUGUCGGACGCAGCAUGAUUCUUUUGGAUCAUUUAGAUUCAAUGACUCAUUCUGAUUUGUUUGUAAUGCGUGAUUGAAUCUUUAUGAAUGAUUUAUUCAAAUGAUUUGUUCAACACGGAUUCUUUCAGAAAAGAAAUGCGGCUGUCUUCACGAAUGAGUCAUUGAAUCAUUCACUUAUUUUAUUUGUUGGAAAUGCCGUUUUAUUCAGAAACAAAUCAGUGGGCUGUCAUUAAGUGUCUCAUUGGAAUCUGAUUUGUUCAACAACAUUGAUUCAUUCGGAGAAAGCCAGUGAAUCAUUCAUUCAGAUGAUUCAAAAUGAUUCAUACAGGAAGAAGACAAAGUAACUGUAAUAUGUCUAAAACAUGAGUUACUCAUUAUCAACGUCUUGUUUGAGAUGUUGUAUAAAAACUGUUUUCUGGAUCAUCAGAACUCGUGCUUGUGUGAUAUUGUUUUAUAAAGGAUAGUGUGUCUCAGGGGGAAAACAGCAAGAGGUUCGUUGUCACUGUCUUUCUGUUCUUCAUGGUCAGUUAAGAACGAGAAUAAUACUGGUGUUUUUUUGCAGAAGAGGUUAGCGGGUCUUAAAUCUACUCUUGGGAACGGCUUGUGUUGGAUGCGUCUCAGAAGCUUCAUGUAGGUUUGUUAAUGGCUGACCUAUUUCUGCUGCCAUAUGCUUCCUGGAAGGGAUUUGCUUUGAAAAAUAAAAGCCAAUGAUUUGGAUGGAGGAAGAAGAUUAUGAGCACAUCACUCCAGAAGAUCUCACAUCUGUUGAUAUGAACGUUGGGAAAUAGUCAGCGUUAUGUGAAGUGAUUCGUUUUCUCAUGUUUGUGAUCUUGAACUAGCCACUUUUGCAGGGAGUUUCUGCACUCUUGAAUUAUCAUCUGUUUGAAACCACUGCAUUUUUUUAUUGUGUUAAAGCGCUGGCGCAUGAUUAAUCGUAUUUUAAUUGUGAUCGCGACUCCUGCUUCCCUUGAUUAUUUAAGCAUGAUCGAUGUAGCCAAACAUGGAUCUCGACUAUAUUGUUUACAUUUUUGGUCACUAAAUAAAUACACUUACUCUGUCCUACAAUAUAAAGUCUUUUUUUGUUAACUUAACUUUUGAGAGAAGCUUCUUAAGUUUUUACCAGUUUUCAUAGAGUGUUGAAAACGGUUGGUGACACCAGUAUGUGUUACUCACUGGCAUUUUCUCAAUCCAGUUUAUCAGGAAACUCCAGUGAGAACAGGAACUAGCUGUGAUAGUGUCGGUUGUGUUUGAGGGCUCAGGUCUGUUUGUUUCUCUGAUCUCAUCUGGCAGAUCUUUGGUGCGAACUGAGCUUUAUCAUGAGAAUCAUCUGAGACUUCCUCAUUUGACAGACAGCGCAUGACCGAGUGUUUUGAGGAACUAGAGUUUGCAGAGCUCAGCUUCUCCUGUUAUAAUGGAGAACAUGUGUUUGAGGUGGAAAUUAUUUGGGUAGUUUUGCUCGGUGCAUAUGAAACUGAAUGUCUCGCUGCAUUUCCUCUUCUUCUCUGGCCUCUCAUGAUCUCGAGCGUUGUGUGACACCAUCUGUGAUCAAAGCAACUGCUGACUUCUUCACCAUUCUGCUUCAUCCUACAGCUUCAGAAUGUCGGUUUCCCUGAUUUUCCAGGGAGUCCUAAGCGAUGGAAGUGCUGCAGUGCGAUGGAUGUGAUUUCCGUGCAGAGUCGAACGAUGAGCUCAAGACGCACAUACAGGACGUCCACACAGCUUUCCUGCAGCCCACAGAAGUGGGAGAAGGUGAGGAGUCUCCCAGACGGUCCAGGUCAAACUCGUUAAACUCCCACAGCCAAACAGAGGACGAGGAAGACUUGACCAAUCACGAUUAUGACUCCUUGAAAAAGGAAGCAGGUAUCCACUCCUUUAACAAAGACCUUGGGCACUCCUCGGGUUCAAAGCAAGCUAAACACAACCAAUCAGCAAAACCUUCAAACAAAACUUCAACUUCAUUUUUUCAAUGCAAGUUCUGUGUGCGGUACUUCAGAUCCAGCUCUCUUCUCAGUGAACACACCAGGAAGGUCCACGGAGAAGCAAGCGAUGAGAGAUCCUUCAAAGCUUCCAAGCAGGCCAGCUGCAGCGCUGUGACUUAUGAUGGUGUAGGAACUGUCUUUUCCUGCCAGUAUUGCACUUAUAAAUCCCCACACAGAGCACGGAUUCUGAAACACCAGAAAGUGCAUCACAAAGAAGGUCAACCAGGCCACUCAGCUCCUCCCGUCGAAGCAGAAGUUCUGGAUUUGGACUCUGACGCCUCUUCCGUUGAAGGACAGUGUGAAGAGUCACAGGGGACUGUAGAACGUCGCGUGCUGGAAUCUAUGAUCAAACCCCAGUCUAAAGGAAGCUUUAACUGUGAGUGGUGUGGCUUUCAGACUUUGCAAAGGCAGCAGUUAGCCGAUCACAUGAUGAAGAAACACCGUAACAUGGUGAAGAUUAUGAUUUCGUUGCAACAGCCCAAAAUGCAGGACGGAAGUGCAGGAUCCAGCAAGUCUGAUUCGGCUUCAUCUAGGAGAAGCACUCCAACCUCCAAUUUAAACCUGAACGAUCUAGCGAGCAAUGAAGUUUCCUCCGCAAAUGCCUCGUCAAUCAAAGGAUCCUCUGGCAAUGCAUCACUCAAGUCCACUUCAGGGAUAUCAAGUUUUCAGUACUCACAGCUCACAGCAAAAAUACCUAACAGCACAGGAUCUUCCAUACUGUCAGAGAGAUCGACUUUCACCAUGUCAGAUAUGUCUAGGUCUGGCAUGGAUCUAGAUGCCAGCAUUCUGAAUGAUUCCAGAAGCAGUUCAGAUGAUGAACUCUGCGACUUGGAUGAUCCCCAUUACACGGAGCCAGCUGAGGAUUCUACUAAGCUGCUUCUGUCAGAAGAGGUUAAUGACCUGCUAGAAACUAAAGGAGUUCCAUUCAAAAGACACAUGAACAGGUUCCAGUGCCCUUUCUGCUCCUUCUUGACCAUGCACCGACGUAGUAUUUCUCGUCACAUUGAGAACAUACACUUAUCUGGCAAAGCUACAGUGUAUAAAUGUGACAAGUGCCCAUUUCUUUGCACCAACCCACUAAAGCUUGACGCGCACAAACAAUGUCAUGGUGGGUCUUCCGAAUGGGACACCAUGGACUUAACCAGUGAAAGUCUAGAUGGUCAAGGCGAACGCUCCGAGCCCGUGAAUGGUGGAAACGGCAGCUCAAAAAUCAACGGGAAAAAAUCCAAUGCAGUCGAGGAACAGCAGGGUCCUCAUCGGUGCUCACUGUGUAACUUCUCCACCAUCACACUGAAAGGUCUACGUGUCCACCAGCAACACAAACACUCAUACUGUGAUGGAACACAAGUCACGGGUCAAGAGGGUUUGUCUAAUGAGCAGCAAGAUUCUGAGUCCGAGUCCUACAGCUCCUCAAGCUUCGUCCAGAAAACUCAAACAUCAAUCCUUGGAUUUUCAACCAAGAAGCACCUUAUUGGGAAGACGGCAAGAAAGUCCAUCAACGAUUUGCCCUUGGAUCUCUCUCCUGUCAAAAAACGGACAAGGAUUGAUGAAAUUGCAAAUAAUCUCCAGAGCAAGAUUAGUCAAAGCCAACAGCACGAGGAUGUGAUUAACCUUGAAGAGAUGGAUGAUGACGUGGAGGAGAACGGCAAUCACGUUGAUGUAGAAACGAGCAAAGAGAGAGAAACCCCUGAUGCUCAAAGUCAGCACUACACAUUCAACACUCAGAAUCUUCAUGUUAGGAAUUCUGGAGGUCUUCAGGCAGAGCGUGGCGUUGGGAAAAGAAAGCGCAGUCUGCAGUCCAAACUCGGCUCAAGAAACAUUCCCGUUCAAGUAACCAUUUCUGAUGAUGAAGAUAAUUAUAGUGCCUCUUUGGAAUCUAAAGAUGCCCAAGAUCAAAGCAGUCAAGAUGGCAGAGAGACGUAUCAGGACACUGUUGAAUACACCGGGGAACCCGGGAACCUGUUCUACUGCAAACAUUGUGAGUACCAAAACAAGUCAGCUCGCAGUGUCAGCACACACUACCAGAGGAUGCACCCUUACAUCAAGUUUAGCUUCAGAUACAUCCUAGACCCAGAGGAUCAGAGCGCCGUCUUCCGUUGUCUCGAGUGCUUCAUCGAAUAUAACAACUUUAAUGAUCUGCACCAGCACUAUAUGACACACCAUCCAGAAGCAAGUAAUGUCUUGAACUUUAACCAGCCAGAUCUGGUGUACAUGUGCCGUUUCUGUUCCUACACAAGUCCAAAUGUGCGGAGUCUGAUGCCCCAUUAUCAAAGAAUGCACCCUUCAGUGAAGAUCAACAACGCCAUGAUUUUUUCCAGCUACAUGGUCGAUCAGCCUCAUAAAAGUGCUGCUGAGUCCCAAACACUACGAGAAAUCUUGAAUUCUGGGCCGAAGAGUUUAGGCUCCACCUCGUCUGGGUCCAGGUCAUCAUCCAGUCCGGCUCUCAAAAGCAUCUGCAAAACGCCAGAAGCAAACACUGAGGCUGAAGCUUUUCGAGAAGGUGGUAAUGUGGUGGUGUAUGACUGUGAUGUCUGUUCUUUCUCAAGUCCCAACAUGCACUCAGUACUGGUCCAUUAUCAGAAAAAACACCCAGAGCAAAAGGCCUCGUACUUCCGCAUUCAGAAAACAAUGCGGGUCAUAUCUGUUGACCGAGCACAGUUGUCGAGCAAUUCAACCUACAGCCUAACCAGCACCCCCAAGUCUUCGAACGCCAUCCUACCUGUGGCUCUGGAUGAAGAUGUUUAUUACUGCAAACACUGUGUCUACAACAACCGCUCUGUAGUGGGCGUUCUGGUCCACUACCAAAAGCGACAUCCAGAGAUUAAGGUAACAGCAAAGUACAUAAAGCAGGCACCCCCAACCCCAGGACUGCUGAAACUCAUGGAUGAGCUGCAGAUCGCACCCCCUAAACAGUUUCUGAAGCAAUUCAACAACAACGGGAUUGAAGGGUCAGGUAGUUCCAACACUAAAGGAUCAUCUGACAAAGGGGAACCUGAAAUGCUGUUCUUCUGCCAGCACUGCGACUAUGGGAACCGCACUGUGAAGGGGGUGUUGAUUCAUUACCAGAAGAAGCACAAGGAUGUGAAAGCCAAUGCCGACCUCGUCCGUAGACAUACAGCUGUGGUUCGGAGUCAGAGAGAGAGAGCGCAGAUGAUCCAUGCGGGAAGUUCCACAUCCACUGCAACUGUAGCUACUGAAGCAGAAAAAUCCAGGUCGUUGCGAUCUUUGAAGUGUAGACACUGCGUGUACACGUCUCCUUACGUGUAUGCCUUGAAGAAGCAUUUGAAGAAGGAUCAUCCUACUGUGAAGGCCACGGCCAUGACGAUCUUACACUGGGCUUAUCAGGAUGGUGUGCUGGAGGCUGGUUAUCACUGUGAGUGGUGCAUAUAUUCCCACGCUGAACCAAGCGGGCUGCUCAUGCAUUACCAAAGACGCCACCCUGAGCACAACGUCGACUACACUUACAUGGCCAGCAAGCUUUGGGCUGGUCCUGAUACUUCCACAAGCAGACAGGGUGGGAACUCUGAAACAAAGCAUUACCAAUGCAGAGAUUGCGCUUUUGAGGCAUGCUCCAUCUGGGACAUUACUAACCAUUACCAAGUAGUGCACCCUUGGGCCAUCAAAGGUGACGAGUCUGUCCUCAUCGACAUUAUCAAGGGGAACCAAGCACCUGAAAAGCUGCUCCCACAACUGGCCAAAGGACACGUUUCAACAUCCAGUCCGUUCAAUAGUCACCAGCAGGAAGAGACUGCAGUUGAAGUCAGUCGCCCAACACAUGAGCGGCAAUCUAAUCUCUCUCUGUCUGCCACCUCGUCUAUCUCAAACAACCCUUACCAGUGCACCGUGUGCUUGUCUGAGUACAACAGUCUUCAUGGGCUUCUGACCCACUAUGGUAAAAAACACCCGGGCAUGAAAGUUAAAGCUGCUGACUUUGCUCAGGAAGCAGACAUUAACCCCAGCUCAGUUUACAAGUGCAGACACUGUCCGUACGUGAACUCGCGCAUCCACGGAGUUCUCACACACUACCAGAAACGACAUCCCUCCAUCAAAGUCACGGCUGAGGACUUUGCUGAUGAUGUCGAGCAUGUACACGAUUUAGCUAGCGAGGGCGAUGAGCGAUCUAAAACACAGAGGCAGGGCUAUGGUGCGUACCGCUGCAAGAUGUGCCCUUAUACACAUGGCACUUUAGAGAAACUCAAGAUACACUAUGAGAAAUAUCAUAACCAACCUGCUGCAGACAUGUUCAAAACAACCGCCACGCAGUCGCCGGCUAGAAGAGAUGAUCUGGUUGCUGAAUGCAGCAGCAGCAGUGUGACCGAAGUCUCUGAGAUCUGCGACUUGGACCUCACGCUUUCCGAAGUCGCAAAGAGCGACAAGAACGCUGUGUUUAAAUGUCAGCUGUGCAAAUACUUCUGCUCCACCCGGAAGGGUAUCGCUCGACACUACCGUAUCAAGCAUAACAAUGUCCGAGCGCAGCCUGAGGGCAAGAACAAUGUCUUUAAAUGUGCCCUCUGCGCCUACACCAACCCCAUCCGCAAAGGCCUCGCGGCACACUACCAGAAACGGCACGACAUCGAUGCUUACUACACGCAUUGCUUGGCAGCGUCCAAGACGGUGGGGGAAAAACCGAACAAGGUGAUGCUGCCCUUGGCAUCAGAUGCAGAGGCUCCAGUGAUGAGCGAGGAGCUGAGGCUCGCAGUGGACCGAAGGAAAUGUUCGCUCUGCUCCUUCCAGGCUUUCAGCAGGAAGAGUAUCGUUUCUCAUUACAUAAAGCGCCACCCGGGAGUCUUUCCCAAGAAGCAGCCUUCCAGCAAACUGGGCCGUUACUUCACUGUGAUCUAUUCCAAGGAAGCAGAGAAGCCUCCUUCCACAGAGGAAGUGGAAAUAGUUGAAGUUAAGGAUGAGGUUGAACCUGAAGGUGACUUGGACUGGCUCCCCUUUAAAUGUCUUAAAUGCUUCAAGCUCUCGUUCAGCGCGGAAGAGCUGCUGGUGAUGCAUUACAAUGACUGCCACAGCAAGGAACUCAAGUGGGAUUUCGUCACCAUUCCGAGCCCUGCGGAAGAUGGGACGGAGCUCUACCAGUGCACCCACUGUGAAAUCAAGUUCUUGACUCUUCCAGAACUCGGCGUCCAUCUGAUGAACCACAAUGAGGAUUUCCAGAAAAGAGCCAUGAGGCUGGAAAGGAGAAAACAGCUUCAAAGCAAGCAGAGGACGACAGAGACACCAGAAGCCAAACCAGAGAAUAAGGUGGACAGCACACCUGCUAAGACUCCCAUCGGCUACAGGUGCAACUUCUGCGUGGAGGUCCACCCCACCCUCCGCGCCAUCUGUAACCACCUGAGAAAGCAUGUGCAGUACGGGGAGGCCAAGGAGGGACACGUGAAGCAGGAAGCAGCAGAGACGUCUGACGCCGUUCCCGUGGACGGAAUCACCAACGGAGACGUGGAGGAUGUGGAUGUCGUGAACGCCGACCCUUCGGAGACCGGCACGCCACCGGCCGGCGUCGACAUGGAGACCGAGGCGCCGGUGGAAGCGGGGCCGAUGGUCGUGACGCCGGAGCCGGAGAAGCCGCGCGUGGUUCCCGGGCAUCCGUGCGGCAUGUGUAACCGCAUGUUCAUGUCCAUGCAGGGCCUGCGCUCUCACGAGAGGAGCCACUCGGCCGUCGCCCUCGUCAACAGAGACGACAAGUACAGCUGCCAGUUCUGCCACUUCGCCUCGCCCUUCAGACACAACCUGGACCGUCACGUACAGUCACACCACGGCCAUCAGAAGCCGUUCCGCUGCAAGUCCUGUCCCUUUAAAUCCUCCUACCUGAGCCGCCUCAAGAGCCACCUGCACAAAGCCCACGCAGGUGAAAACACGUACAAGUGCGUCUCGUGUGCGUUCUCCACCACCACCAUCAGCCAGCUGAAGGAGCACUCGCUGCAGGAGCACGGAGAGACGCUCACGCUGCCCAAACUCAAAGCCGGAGCCGCCCUGCGCUCCACCCGACCCAGCGCCGAGCACAGCGACGAAAACACCCCCCUCGACCCAGAAUGCACCGAGUCGGUGGCGUAUCUGGAGCCGGCAGAUGUUCAGCAGCAGUUGAGUCACUUCCAGCUGGCGUCUCGAGUCCAGGCCGAUGUUCCGUCCAGCCCGUCCGCCUCCGCCCCGCCGCCGCCGCCGGACGCUCCCGUUCCUCAGGCCCGGCCCGACUCCAUCCUCACCUGCGAGUUCUGCGAGUUCAGCUCCGGAUACAUGCAGAGUCUGCGCAGACACUACCGCGACCGGCACGGAGGGAAGAAGCUCUUCAAAUGCAAGGACUGCUCCUUCUUCACCUGCUACAAGUCUACGUUCACGCUGCAUGUGGAAGGCGGUCACAGCAGCGGCGCGGAGGAGCCGCACAAGGACCUGCGCUGCCCCUUCUGUCUGUACCACAGCAAACACAAGAGCAGCAUGAUCGACCACAUCGUCCUGCACAGAGAGGAGCGCGUGGUGCCGCUGGAGGUGUCGCGCUCGAAGCUGUCGCGCCAUCUGGAGGGCGUCGUGUUCCGCUGUCACAAAUGCACCUUCACCUGCUCCAGCGAGCAGAACCUGCAGCAGCACAUCCAGAAGCACGAGGAGCUGAAGCCGUACCAGUGCCAGCUCUGCUACUACGACAGCAAACAGCUGCACGAGCUGGAGAUACACCUGCGCGAGGAACACAAGGUGAUCCGUAACUUUGAGCUGGUGGGGCGGGUGAACCUGGACCAGCUGGAGCUGAUGAAGGACAAGAUGAAGGACGCCAGCAGCAGCGAGGAAGAGGAGAGAGAGGAAGCCGAGGCCGUAGAGGAGGCAGACGAGGAAGAGGAGCAGGAGGAGGAAGAGCUGAUGGAUGAGGAGGAGGAGGAGGAGAAGCUUCCGGAGGAGACGAGCAGCCGCACACAGGAGGCCGCAGGUGUUGCGGUUCCGGAGUCUCCGGUGAAACGGUAUCCGUGCGAGUUCUGCGGCCGCACGUUCACGCUGAGCACGGAAUGGGAACGACACGUCCUUCGACACGGCAUGACUGUUAACGGCAACAAGAAAGACGGCAGUCCUCUUCCCUCAUCAGCAGCUCUGCCUCUGAUUGGUCCAGCAGCUGUGAUUGACAGGGGGCUGGACCUAUCCACUAACACUGUGGACGCUGCGAGGGCGGAUCAACCUGACCAAUCCAAGUGUCCGAUUCAGAACGAGGAAGACAUAAAGACGCUGGAGACCAAAAACGACCCUUAGGAGCGAAUCGAAAGCUGUAGAGAAACACGUCCGUUGGCUUAAGAAUGUCGUACGUUGUUUUUUCGUCUGUCUGUUUAUCGUUUGUUUUGGCUGCUUCACGAUUGUUUUCGGUUUUAAAAGCUAGAUUUGGAGUAUCGGUAGAUGUUUGUUCAGUUGCUGAAUCUUACACUGAAUUUUACAAAGUGUGACUUGGUCCCUCAGGACAGAUGUUGAUAUAUUGGUAACCAAUAGUGAAUGAAACCGUGAGCUGGAUAUUCCGAUCGAAUCUCGAGUCCGAAAAGCCAGAGAUUUUCCACUUUCGAAGCCCUUCUCUCAUGCACUUUUUGCCAUUCGUUUAAUACAAACACCAACGUACGUAAAGAAUCGAAUGUCUUCCGCCGCGGUGAACGCGCGCACUGAUAGUCUUGAAGACGGUGUGUCGCGCUUCACGUCCGUCACAGACGAGAAACGAGAGGCGAUCCACCUGGAGCGUUUGGGAUUCGGUCUGAAUAUGCCGACUGACGGUUUCUGUUUUUUUACAUUUUAGCCUUGUGUUAAUCUUCCUGUAGCUGAAUUCCUUGAGGAAUAGUUGUCAUCUUAUUUAUCUAGAUAAUCUCGAUUCUUUUAGACACGAUUUUAGAGUAUCAACACUUGCCCCAGAAAACAAAACUCGUAGCAAAUUGCUACUUUUUGAAGAUUUCGGCCACUUCCCGGCUCAUCUUGCACUUCACUUUAAUAACGAUUGAACGAUCAUCGUCCGUCGGUCCCGAGACGCGUUGAACAUCGAUGGGUCAAAAUCACGAGUUUCUGCCGACCUCAGGUAGAUUUUCCUCCCGUCCGUCAGUGUGUUUAAAGGAAUAUUCUGGGUUCAAAACAAGCAGCUCUGUAAUUGCGUUUCAAAACACGCCACGAGUUUUACACUGGAACAAACGCUCAAACAAAGAUACGAGAUUCAGUAUUUUACCGUGAUUUUUUUUUUGGCUUUGUAUAAGCUGAAGGACGAUCACUUCCGGUUCUUGAACUCGGAUUGUUCCUUUAAAAGAGGAAGAGACUCCCAGGCUUAACAAAGCCAUUUUCCCGUAAGGCUGAGAUUGUACGUGAUGGAAGUUGCUGCUCGAAAACCCCAAAGCCUUAUAGACGCGGAUGUUAGACGCUUCCCUCCCAGCAUCGGCUGGAUCCGUGAAGCGGAAGUUCUCGACGUAUCCAUCGUUUAAACACACACGACUACAGAAAGAAACAAACCUCUUCUUGGUACCAAAAGUGUCGCUUCCCAAAGUCCCAAAGCUCUGGUAGCCCGAGAUAUGAUUGUCUUUCCCGAGCAAUGACUGGACAUUGCGGAGGGCGAACCCAGCUGCCUUCUGGGUAAUCUGCAUGCCGUUUUGCAGCCGUGUAUAAACUCGAAGCUAAGUGUUUGAAACUGUGCUGUUUCAGAACGGGGUCUGUUCCUUUAAGUGUUGUUCUGAUAUUUAACUUAAACAAAAAAAAAAAAGAGAGAGAAGAAUAGAAAGAAAGAAAAAUACAAAUCAAUAGAUGACGUCUCUUUUUCGUUUUUUAGCUCUCCACUGUUCAAAGCUGUUGUAAAUGUUCUGGUUAAGAGAAAAAAAUACUAAAAAAAAGACCUUUUGUACCCUUAAAACCCUUCAUAAGGAGUAGCCCAGCCUUUCUAAAAGACGCCCGUGUAGAGAACCAUCAGAAAUAAGCUUUUAAGACUCUAUCGUGACACACUGGAUAUCUGUAUAUAUACGCUUUAGUUUUUAUGGUUUCCCUUUAAUCCUCUCUUCCUGUUGAAGGUGCGCCAUAGUUGACCUUAGAUCUCCUGCGUUUGGCCUUUCUUCUGUGAAACUCCUGAUGAUUUCUGAUGGUGGGUUGUGAUGUCGACUAGACUGGUUGUUUACAGUUUUAUUCCUUUGAUUUCUCUAUAUUCUGUAAAUAUUGUAAUUCAUUGUCUUUUUUUAACUUGGUAAUAAAGUUAUCAGAUAACCUAAA